Messenger RNA from Tetrahymena thermophila SB210, 1206 nucleotides. RefSeq lists its product as hypothetical. The transcript has a single exon. The record is from RefSeq and is a predicted model, not a curated record. Lineage: Eukaryota; Ciliophora; Oligohymenophorea; Hymenostomatida; Tetrahymenidae.
AAAUAAUAAAAAAUAUAAAACAAGCAAGUAAAGAAAAAUAAAUAGUAGAAAGAUAAUAAAUUAUUUAGCUUCCUUCAUUUUUAUAAAUAUAAACCAACAAAUUUUACUGUGUUUAACGAGUUAGGCCACAUUAAAAUAUUAAAAUAAAACCAUACUUCUUGUAAAAUGUAGAAAGGCAAUAGUAUCAACUUCAUUUCUUAUGAAAAUUAUCGUGAUGAUGAGAAAAAUAAUAAUUAAAUAUUUAAUGAUCUUGAAUAAUAAUAUACUGGAAGUUAUUAUUAAGAAUAGAUAGAUCAGUAUUAAGCCACAUAAGACAACAAUUAAUUCGACAAAAAUCUGGAAAAAAACUCUUAAAAUAAGAUAAAUUAUAAUUAUGAACCUAAUCUUGUUUUUGAUCAUAUUUAUGGAUUUAAUCAGGGCAGUAUUGAAGUAUUUAGUGUCUAAAGAGAAGAUAAUGAGUAUUUAAAUUAAUAAGAUACAUAGGAAUAAUAAAAUAAUCAUUGGCUUUAUCUUGAUGAUGAAGAUCCUAAAAUUUACAAAGAUUAAAAAUAGUAUAGUAUAAUAUAACAUUCUAUUGAUUUAGAUAAUUUUCCUUAAAAUCAUCAAAAUACAUAAACUUUUUAAUCUUAAAAUUAGAAUAAUAAUUAAUAACUUAAUAAUUUUCCAUCUAUCUUAUAAAAUAAUGAAAUGCAAUAUUAAGAAAUCAUGAAUAUUGAAUUAAAUUAAUGGGAUUCCAAUAGUGAAUAGAAUGAGGAUAAUUAACAAGCAAACUCCAGCACUAUAAAUUAAAUUGAUCAUUUUUCAUAUAUUUAAAAUUAAUCCAAUUAAAUAAACAUCAAUAAUAACAAUCACUAAAGCGAAAAUAAUAAUCAGAAUUAAAAUAAUACAACAAUAAAUAUUGACUAAAACCUAUUAUUUAAGAGAUAAAUUAAUUUAAAUGGAUAAAUUUAGAAUUAUAUUGAAAUAAAUUAACUCAAAAUCUAAACUUUAUCUAUUGAAAACAAGCAAAAUAUGAGAAAAAUUUUAAUUGAUUAUACUUAAGCUUUAAAUUCAUUACCACCACAACCAUCAACAUAAUUUAUGUGCUUUUGCAGCAAACAUUAUGAAUAAAAAAAAAAUUUAUAAAAACAUAUAUAAAAUAAGCAUUCUUUUUUACCAGAAAUAUGGCUUUGGCAUUAUUAAUAUGAUGGAAAUUACUAAUUUUGA